Messenger RNA from Physella acuta, 2607 nucleotides. RefSeq names its product toll-like receptor 4. Lineage: Eukaryota; Metazoa; Mollusca; Gastropoda; Physidae. Gene Ontology annotation, cellular component: plasma membrane. Gene Ontology annotation, molecular function: protein binding. Gene Ontology annotation, biological process: signal transduction. The record is from RefSeq and is a predicted model, not a curated record.
AUGCUUCUCUAUUCAUUGUGUGUCAUGUUGGUGUUAAUUAUAUGCUCAGACAAUCAAGUCAGUCCUGAUGUAGUUAUAGCUAUCUCUAGCACACGACAAGAUAGUCCACAGUGGUCACAAGCAUCGCCAUGCUCUGUGACAUCAUCCAGCAGUGACGUCACUGUUGACUGCACUCAUCGGGGCAUCCAUCGCAUAAACCCUGCAUGGUUUCCAGAAGACGCCACGCAAAUUUUCCUGGACAACAACAACAUCACAACGGUUGAAAAUUUCACGUUUCAAAAUGUUUCACGUCUGCUGGUGUUAAGUAUAUCUUACAAUAACAUUGACACGCUUCAGGGCAACGCCUUCCGGGGACUCGAAAACCUGCAAGUUCUAAAUUUAGAAUUUAAUCGGAUUGAUAUAACAGAUAUAAAAUCAUUUCCUGAUUUUGUUCUUAAAAGCUUAAAAGCAAUAAAAGAGCUUCGGCUAAAACAAGGCUUACAAAUAGUGUCAAUAGCUGAAUACCCCUUGAAAUAUCUCGAUUGUCAAGCUGCGUUAACUAAUCUGUCUAUUGAUACGAUUAACAUUGAGGUUUAUUUUGGGCCAGAGUUUCUUAAAUUUACAAAUCUGACUAAACUGGAAUUUGCUGGUUCAGCAAAAUACUUAACUAACGAAACAUUCAUUAACGUCAGAAGAAUAAAAGAGUUAUUUAUAACUCGAUUACAGAUGAUAGAUGUUAUAAGUCCUGACGUAUUUCAGCCUUUACAAACUCUUGAGGUUCUGCACUUGGAAAAAGUUCCUUAUGGUGUUGGAAGAAUAUUCGAUCUAUUAUGGCCCUUUAGAGGAAGGACUAUGACUUCAGUGUUUCUAAACAUGAUAUCCUACAACUUCUAUGCCAACGACGCAAGUCUGCUACACAACGAUAGUUUUGUGUUUAGGUCCAUGACGAAGCACUUAACGAGCAUCUGUUUGCGAAGCUUUACGUUCACCGAGAACCAGAUCUUUGUCGUGGUUGAUGAUGCUUUUUAUAGCACUAUCUGGGACUCUUGUCUAAAAGAGAUUGAUAUUUCCAGCAAUCCUCUAACAGGCACGCGCAUCGCUAUGAUAAAGAUCCUCACAUAUACAAAUUUAGAAAUAUUAUCAAUAGAAAAUUUAAUUCGUAAAAGGGUUGACGAAACAUUCAACUGGAGACAAUAUUUUAUUUUGAAUGAUGUGCCUAAUCUAGAAAGCUCACUAAAAUAUGAGAACGAAAGUUUUGAAGAAGAGAGUUUUGUAAAUAAAACUAUCGUUGAAGGCUGGGAGGUUUAUAUGCUCAAAUCUUUAAAAGUUUUCAACGCCAAAAGGAUGAUUCAAUCAACGCAGUUUAAUGAGAAGAUAUUUAUGGUGAGAGCUAAACAUCUGGAACUCAUCGAUCUUUCAGAUAGUGGAUUUUCAAAUUUCAUUGAACCUGUGUAUGGUUUAACAGCAUUGAAAUUUUUGGAUUUAUCCAGCAAUCAAAUGUCUGUUGUAACAGAAAACUGGUUUGAUUACUUGCCAAAACUGGAAACUUUGGUAUUGUCAAACUGUCAGCUGGACGGUAAUUUUAUGGCCAAGAAAUCUGGUCGAUUGUUCUCAAAACUAAAAUCUCUUCAAAGACUGGAUCUUUCCCUAAACUCCUUAACAAUACUGUCAGAAGAUAUGUUUGUCUACAAUUCACAAUUAAAAAUGCUUCGGUUAGCAGAUAACCGUUUUAAUGUCGUGCCAUUUAAUUUAAAAUACACUCCAAAUUUAACUUUUCUUGACCUUACCAACAACGCCUUGGUCACCCUUGAUGUAGAAACACGACAAAUGUUUGACCAAUUUGCUCAAGGCAAAGAAGGAUUUCAGCUUUACCUUGAUGGGAAUAUUUUGUCAUGUGGAUGUGAGAGUCUUUCUUUUCUCCAAUGGUUGAUGUCCACAAAUGUGACAUUCGACAAAGGUGGUAUUUUUUCUUGCAUGGACCAAAAUGGCGUCGUGACUAUUACAAGCACAUAUAGAAACCUGGACGUUUUAUGGAGGAAAUGUUGGGGAGAAUUUUUUCUGCAAAUCUCUUUAGUUGUUAUUUGUUUAAUUAUAAUUGGACUUUUGUCCACUUUUGUGAUUAACAAAAAACUGACUUACAUUUCACAUUAUGUAAUUCAACUUUUUGGAGGAUUUAAAUUUCAAACUGCUUCAGACUAUAAAACUGGAGUAUUUAUUGGCUAUGCAGAAAACGACUACAGAUUUGCUUGUCAUACACUACGGUCAUUUGUUGAAGAUAACUUGGGAAUGACGUCAUACCUACGUGACCGUGACCUUUUACCUUCCACCGACAUAGCACGUGGAAUUGUGGAGGCCAUCAACUCGAGCUGGCGAAUCGUGCUCGUCUUCAACCAAACUUUUCUGCUGAACGACGAUUGGAUGAUGUUCACGUUCAGAUCUGCCAUCUACGCGCAGACGCCAGCCAACCCGAACCGAGUGAUCGUUCUUGUUGACGAGAAGCAUGCGUACAAUCUUCCCACGGAGCUGUUGAAUGCUGUUGUAGAGGACAACAUUGUCGUCGUCCACCACUGGAUGAUGACGUAUGAGCUGAAAGAGAAACUCAGGACAUUGCUGAGUCCUAAAAGUUAA